This is a messenger RNA of Rhincodon typus (whale shark), 1263 nucleotides long. Its product is annotated as pleckstrin homology domain-containing family G member 1. The record is from RefSeq and is a predicted model, not a curated record. The transcript has 12 exons. The annotation marks the transcript as partial. Lineage: Eukaryota; Metazoa; Chordata; Chondrichthyes; Orectolobiformes; Rhincodontidae. Gene Ontology annotation, molecular function: guanyl-nucleotide exchange factor activity.
UUGCCUAGUGACCUGCUGCAAGACCUGGAGAGUUGUGAUAGUGAUCCUGUUGCAAUUGCAGAAUGUUUUGUAGCAAAGAGUGAAGAAUUUCACAUCUAUACGCAGUAUUGUACAAACUAUCCCAGAUCUGUGGCUGUGUUAACAGAGUGUAUGAGAAACAAAGUGCUUGCCAAAUUCUUCAGAGAGCAACAGGAAUCCUUGAAACACUCCCUACCUCUGGGAUCCUACCUUCUUAAACCAGUGCAACGCAUCCUAAAGUACCAUCUCCUCUUGCAUGAAAUAGCUAAUCAUCUGGAGAAGGACACAGAGUGCUAUGAUGUAGUGCAGGAUGCCAUUGACACAAUGCAAAGAGUGGCUUGGCACAUUAAUGACAUGAAGAGGAAACAUGAGCAUGCAGUUAGGCUUCAGGAAAUACAGAGCCUUCUGACAAACUGGAAAGGUCCAGAUCUGACCAGCUAUGGAGAGCUGGUCUUAGAGGGGACAUUCCGUAUACAGCGAGCCAAAAAUGAACGCACUUUAUUUCUUUUAGAUAAACUUCUUCUCAUCACUAAAAAAAGAGAAGAGACUUACACCUAUAAAGCUCAUAUUUUGUGUUGUAACCUGAUGCUUGUGGAGGUAAUUCCAAAGGAAUCCUUGAGUUUCAGUGUCUUCCACUACAAGAAUCCUAAAGUGCAGCACACAGUACAGGCCAAGUCAACACAGGACAAGAGGCUUUGGAUUCUUCAUCUGAAGAGGCUUAUUCUUGAAAAUCAUCCAGCAAAGAUUCCAGCUAAGGCAAAACAAGCAAUUCUGGAGAUGGAUGCCAUACAUCAUCCUGGCUUCCACUACAGCCCAGAGGAUGAGAGAAAGGCAGACGCACGUGUGAAGGAAGACAGAAUCGCAACUCGUAGAGUCCGAAGGAAGUCUGAACCAUCAGCAAGAUUGAAGUCUGCUAAACAAAUGGAAAGAAGACAAGACAAGCGUGCCAGUAUUGAAGGGUCCCUCCUUUCUCCAUCAGUGGAAGUAUUGUCUAGUAAAGGGUCUUCCGGUUCCAAAUGUGAAAUCAGUGCACUUGGUCAUGGUGACACAGUCAACCGAUCACAGGAGUCCUUGGUGCCAGCUUAUCCAAGUGACCAUGAGGAUAGUGUCCAGCUACGCACCUUGGAGCAGACUGAUGCUGAUGAUGAAGAAGAAGUUGACAUUGAUCAGGUUGAAGAUGGUGCUAAUUUUGCUACAAUUCAGAUGCAUACCCUUGAUGUCUCUGAUCUUUUGAUCCUUCCCUGA